GGAGACGCUAUCCGCUUCCAUCCGUCGCGCAGACCCUGCUUGAGCCACCGCCGCUAUGGAUGAUCGGGAGGAUCUGGUGUACCAGGCGAAGCUGGCUGAGCAGGCUGAGCGAUACGACGGUGAUUGUUAAAGAAACUAUUCACACAUGGAAACCUGCUCUGCAAUAAAAAGGAAUGAACUGUUGAUACAUGCAGCAACCUAGAUGAAUCUCCGAAGAAUUAUACUGAGUGAAAAAAACCAAUUUCAAAAGAUUAUUUACUGUAUGAUUCCAUUUGUAACCAUACCUGAAAUGAAAAAAUUAAACAGAAAUGGUGGAGUCAAUGAAGAAGGUGGCAGGGAUGGAUGUGGAGUUGACAGUUGAAGAAAGAAACCUCCUCUCAGUUGCGUAUAAAAAUGUGAUUGGCGCUAGAAGAGCCUCCUGGAGAAUAAUCAGCAGCAUUGAACAGAAAGAAGAAAACAAGGGAGGAGAAGACAAACUAAAAAUGAUUCGGGAAUAUCGGCAAAUGGUUGAGACUGAGCUAAAGUUAAUCUGUUGUGACAUUCUGGAUGUACUGGACAAACACCUCAUCCCAGCAGCUAACACUGGCGAGUCCAAGGUUUUCUAUUAUAAAAUGAAAGGCGACUACCACAGGUAUCUGGCUGAAUUUGCUACAGGGAAUGACAGGAAGGAGGCUGCGGAGAACAGCCUAGUGGCUUAUAAAGCUGCUAGUGAUAUUGCAAUGACAGAACUCCCACCAACGCAUCCCAUUCGUUUAGGACUUGCUCUCAACUUUUCCGUAUUUUACUAUGAAAUUCUUAAUUCCCCUGACCGUGCCUGCAGGUUGGCAAAAGCAGCUUUUGAUGAUGCAAUUGCAGAACUGGAUACUCUGAGUGAAGAAAGCUAUAAGGACUCUACACUUAUCAUGCAGUUGUUACGUGAUAAUCUGACACUAUGGACUUCAGACAUGCAGGGUGAUGGCGAAGAGCAGAAUAAAGAAGCGCUGCAGGAUGUGGAAGAUGAGAAUCAGUGAGACACAAAAGCCAACAAGAGAAACCAUCUCUGACCACCCCACUCCUCCCCAUCCCAUCCCUUGGAAAUUCCCCCAUUGUCACUGAGAACCACCAAAUCUGACUUUUACAUUUGGUCUCAGAAUUUAGGUUCCUGCCCUGUUGGGUUUUUUUUGUUUUUUGUUUUUUUUUUUAAAAAAAAAAACCAGUUUUCAAAAGUUCUUAAAGGCAAGAGUGAAUUUCUGUGGAUUUUACUGGUCCCAGCUUUUAGGUUCUUUAAGACACUAACAGGACUGCAGAGAGGCUUUUUCAGCAUUACUGUAUUGUCUCCGUGCCAGAUGUGGCAAGGUCACCAUUAGAAAGGAAAUUGCAUUCGAAAGCCAUUAGACUUCUAGGUGAUGCAAGCAUCUAAGAGAGAGGUUAAUCACACUAUAGGGCAUAUGUGGUAACAUUUUUCCUUUUUCUAAUUGUUUAAAUUGAAUUUUAUACCAAUGUUUAAAAUUAAUUGGGUAUUAGUUUGAGAUGGUUAAAGGUUGUUUGGGGAGUUUAUUAUAAUGAUUUUGCUGUAAAAAGUGUUUAAAACUAUGCUGAGAUGUUGCUGAAAAGCAUGGUGCUGGUAACAGUUCAACAAUCCGUGGCUGCUCAUUCUUGCCUACUUUGACUCCCUCUGAAGCAGGUUAGCAUUGAAGGUGGUAUGGAAAAGCCUGCAUGCGUGUUCAAUUCUUUGUUUCUUCUCCUUCCCUCUCCCUCUGGGGCCCCCCACUCCUGCCCUUCUUCGCUCGCUCAACCUCUUUCUUUCAGUAUGUGUAACUUGAAGCUAAUUUGUACUACUGGAUAUCUGACUGGAGCCACAGAUACAGAAUCUGUAUUGUUCUUACUGAAACACAGCAUGGAAUUAACAUUAAACUUAAAUAAAACAAACCUAAAUUAAAAAUGCCAAAUAUUAUUGCGCCUCCAUCCUUUAUACUUCUAAAAUAAAAUCUCUAGUCCAAACAAG
This is a messenger RNA of Loxodonta africana (African savanna elephant), 1984 nucleotides long. RefSeq names its product tyrosine 3-monooxygenase/tryptophan 5-monooxygenase activation protein epsilon (gene YWHAE). The coding region runs from base 309 to 1010 and encodes 233 amino acids. Gene Ontology annotation, molecular function: phosphoserine residue binding. Gene Ontology annotation, cellular component: cytoplasm. Gene Ontology annotation, biological process: regulation of mitotic cell cycle; signal transduction; intracellular protein localization. The transcript has 7 exons. The record is from RefSeq and is a predicted model, not a curated record. Lineage: Eukaryota; Metazoa; Chordata; Mammalia; Proboscidea; Elephantidae.